Messenger RNA from Liolophura sinensis, 5566 nucleotides. Its product is annotated as nuclear transcription factor Y subunit alpha-like. Gene Ontology annotation, molecular function: DNA-binding transcription factor activity; DNA binding. The transcript is spliced from 8 exons. Lineage: Eukaryota; Metazoa; Mollusca; Polyplacophora; Chitonida; Chitonidae. Gene Ontology annotation, biological process: regulation of DNA-templated transcription. Gene Ontology annotation, cellular component: CCAAT-binding factor complex. The record is from RefSeq and is a predicted model, not a curated record. Bases 368 to 1540 code for a protein of 390 amino acids.
UUACACCAUGCACUCAUAAAUGUCUACAGAAGAAAGAAACAUUAAGAAAAAGAGAACAAACACACUCUGCGCUUUUCUUUCUUACUCUAUCCAUGUGUAGAUAUCUUACACAUAUCCCUAUACUAAGUGGUUUGGACAUGAAUUCUAUCAUCGUCAUAUGACUGAAAAAUUGUUGAGUACGACGUUAAACCCCAAGCACUCACUCGCACAUGAAUUCUAUUUUAUUUAGAGUAAAUUGUUAACACCAAAUGAAAAACGUAUAAAAUUUCUAACAUUGGUUGUCAACAGCAACAUCUUAAGCAUACUCUUAUCGUUGGGUUUAGCUACUUGAGGGAUUCCCAUCACUGGUGCCAGGCAACACAUCAGAAUGGAGCAACUGCAGACAAUCAGUGCAGGGGACAUAACUCAAGCUCUGCACUCCCAGUCUCAGCAGCAGUUCACUGUAAUGCAGGCUCUUCCUGGUGGUCUUCAAGUGGGCGGAGUCUCUGUGUCACAGUAUCCAGGGACAACCACACUGCCGCUACAACAGACACAAGGCCAAGCCCAGCACCAGGUUUUCCAGUCUCCCAUGAUGCAGUUGGGACAGUCUGGUCAGUUGAUCACUGGUCAGCCAAUCAUGUUGCAGGGUCUCCCCCAAGGGCAGACAAUCCAGCUUCAGCCACAAACAGCUCAACAAAUACCUCAGUUCCAAGUUCUUAAUACUGCUGGACAACAAGUCCAGCCGGUGACACAGCCUCAAGCUCAAUUUAUCAUUCAACAGCCACAAACUGCUGGUCAGUUGAUUGGGCAAAGUCAGUACCUGACCCCUGCCGGUCAACUGGGACAUGUAAUCAACACAAAUCAGCUGUUCAGUCCGGUGGUACAGACUCAAGACGGGCAGACAUUAAUCUAUCAACCAAUACUAGCAGAUGGCAACCAGCUACAAAUCCCCAACCUUCAGACCCCCAACUUUGUACAGUUGCCGCUCAGUAGCACGGUAAAUGGGAAUGGAUCAAACCCUCAAGCUUCUCAAGCCACGACAGUGUCAACAACAGAUACUGCCACGGCCACUGUGUCAACGAACCAGCAAGCUACGAGCACAAGCCCACCUAGUGGCAAUGUACCAGGCAUGUUCAUGGUUGUCCCUCCGUCCACACCAGGUGCCACAGGCUCGACCAAUGAGGGCAGCUCUGGAAGUGGGGGUGCGGCCUCUGACCCCACCCCCACCUUGACCAUCCCUGGGGCAGAAGUCCUGGAGGAGGAGCCUCUAUAUGUCAACGCCAAACAAUAUCAUAGGAUACUGAAACGACGGCAGGCAAGAGCCAAGCUUGAGGCCCGCGGCAAAAUAUCCAAGGAACGAAAAAAAUACCUACAUGAAUCUCGUCACAAUCAUGCGAUGAAGCGAGUUCGCGGGGAGGGAGGGCGUUUCUUCUCAACGUUCAUCAAGAAGGAGGCAGAGGACUAUGACGAGGAAUAUGGUAACUCAAAAUAUGCUGAAGCUCUGGCUGCCUUUGUUGAUUCUGCAACAGACACGAAGCCAUUUAUACAGAACACAUCCUAGUAAAGAUUUGCAUAGUCUCAAAGUAUUGUACAUGGAUAUGUAUUUUUUCAAUUUUUAUCAUCAGGUUUCCUUCCCAAUUUUAUCUUUGUGCAAUAUGUCACAUAUAUAUACCACCGUAUCUCAUCAGUCUAUUUAUAUUUACAGUGUCACUUCAUAUGUAGCAUAGUUCAUUCAUUUUAAUGUGUAUAUAUUUAUAAGGAUAUGCAUUUAGAUAUUUAUAUUGCUCUUUGUUUUCAUUGCCUGUAACCCUGCUAAUGACUCUUUGAAAGUAAAUUGUGAAUGGUAGACUUUUUUAAACAUUUAAAAUGGAUGUAAAGGAAAAGAAAAAUUGUGCCAUUAUUGUCAAGAUUUGAACUACAUGUAGUUGGGAAUAUGAAAAUUCUAGCUCUCAGCUCCAUUUUCAAUUUUCCAUUGGCAUUAGGGUUUAUUGUCAUUCCUGCCGAGUAUUACAUUCAGUAUUAGUGUAUGGUUCUUUGUUGACACUGUUGUUGUCCUAUUUUUUUGACUUACUUACAGCUGCUUGUUUAUGGUGUGUUGUUUGUUGUUGCUCCUAGUGUAGAUAUUAUGGAAUAAUUUUCUUACAUAUUAUUAUGUACAUGUAGCUUUAGGUUUAAUACACAAACCAUCUCUCGUGUUAUUUUCAAAGUGCUAUACUCUGCAUACAGUCUCUCGUUACAUACAUACAAUUUUUUUUUUUGGAAGAUUUGAGUUGAGUUUGAGCUACAUGUAAUACAGAAGUUUCAUUUCUUUUUGUUUCAACCACCAAAGUAUUUUCUAGCACAGAGAAAAGAAAAUGAGAAAGACUCAUUUCAACUGUCACAACCUGUAGUCUGAUUUUAAUGCUUAUUUCUGGACCCUAGGAGCUAAAAUUGCCUUCUGGAAUUGUCCCCAGACGUGUAUUAUACUUACAGAGUGGCUUCUCUAAUCUUAACUAGCCUGAGAUGUCAGUUUGGUCAGGUACAGUGCUGACAUGAUGACCAGUGGUAGUAACAAUUGCAGCCAUCUAGGCAACGGGUGUAGAGUAAGUGUGUUACGGGAAGUACACAAUUCUUCACACAAUAUCUUACUUGUACAACACACCCGAUCUAGUCAUGCUACUUGUACAUCUUAUGGGUUGUUAAGUUGUUUAUGAAAAGUUUUGCUUUUGUCUUCUUUAAAUAAGUUGUUUUUAUUUUCAGCAUUAUCUUAAACAAUGUCCCACAAAUUACAAGUACACAAUUUAUUCCUUUGACUUCAAACGUUCUCACGUUGCAUGUUGAAGACUAGAAGGUCACACAAUCAUUGUGUGGGAUAUUUGAGUGACAGUUUUAUAGAGUAUGGAUGACUUUUGUUCCAGAUUUUACCUGCUGCAUGGUCUGUCUCAGCUACAUGCAAUCUUACAGGUACUUUUAUAUUUUUGUGGUCUGAUUUCAAAGUUUGACUGGAGAACUUUUUCCUUCAUUAUGAUACACUUGUGUAAAUAUUCUCAUGAUAUUAUCUCUGAUGUUUGUAAACAGCGUUUACUGUAUUAUAAUAGGUACCUAGAAAGAGGAUGUUGUUUUCAUGGUUUUUACAGGUUAAAGGUUAACAUUCUCAUUAUUGGAGUCCACCACUUCUAUGGUUUUUACAAGUUAAGGGUUGACAUUCUCAUUUUCAGAGUCUACCACUUUUGGGGCCAACAGUUCAAAAUCAUUUGUUAAGAAUGAUAAUUAAACCAUUUCAGCUUACAACUGGCUUAAGCUAUAUUCACUGCAAAUUUUAUAGAAUACUUGUAAUUUGUCAAUUUAUAUUUACUUGUGCAAGUAGUUGGUUUUUGACUACUAACUUCUGACAAAGUAAUAGAUAUGUCAUCUAGUUAGGGCCUUCUUUUAAAGCUUUUAGCCCAUAUACUACUACAAAAUGAUGUAAGAUUAUGUAAAAUUAUGUUUGACACUACCUGUAUUUUAAUGAGCAUGAAUUUUUAUUAUCAUGCAAAAUCUACCCCUGAAUGUUCAGGUAUUUGUGAGCAUGUGUUUGUCAUUGUGGCCAGGAACCACGGGAGUGUAGUGUGUUUUAUAUGUACAUGUGCAUCCUUCACAUGGAGCUCUUUGGAGCAGAACAGAUAUUUAUUUGUAUCAUUUAUGAAAUGGUUUAUAUCUUAAGCGGUGCAUCUUAUUACAAGUGUACCGUAUACAUGUAUUUCCAUCCAUUUGACUAGUGUGUUAAACUGUCAAUGAGUGUUUCUCAAGGUAGAAUCCGUAGGAUUGAUGUGGGGUAUGUGUAAGGGUUGUAAGGCCACAACUUUGAUCCUGGACAAUGAAAUUUCGUAAAGGUAAUACGUUAUCAGUUACAUGGUGACACAAAUAUAUGGUGUCAGUAAUCCUCAUAUUGACGCCAAGACCAAUGCGAGGAUUAUUGACUCCAUAUAUUUGCGUAUCCUAUCAUCGAGUCACCAUGUGACGGAUUUAUCUGGCAAAUUCUCAUCAAUUCAGUGCAGAAGACCGAUGUAUAGGUGAAUCACUUCAGCAAUGUGACCAUUGUAUUCACAACCCAACAAAGAUAACCUACUCAGCAGACAUAUUUGAUGUCUACGGGAUUCGAGAAUAUGUCUUUACCUCACAUGACCGUUGUUGUCCAAUGAAAAGCGGAGUGUUUUGUCUGAUGCAGGAUAAGUACUUGUAUGUGUGCCGGUACAGACAUCAUUGUUACUGCAUGUGCAAAGAUAUCAGUGUGACUACAAGGAUAUCUUCUGUGACUGCUGUGUUGCAGAGAUUAUCUGAACUCUCCACAGUUACAUGUACUCAUGCCUACAUGUUCUUCUGAAGCAGUUUACAGCAACAGGAAAACCACUUUGGAAACAAAUGUCUUGUGGACCAAAGCUUUCAAGUUGCAUCCUAAGAUUUAUUGUUCUCCAAUGUGGCAGAGUGUGUACAAAAGAAGCUACCUCUUAUUUCACAAGGAAAGAAGUAAACUCUAAACCCCUAACCUUUGAUGUGUCCAGCCUGUACUGGUUGAACACCUGUCAUUCACCUGUCCAGGUUGUACGCCUGUCAUUCACCUGUCCGGGUUGUACACCCGUCAUUCACCUGUCCAGGUUGUAUGCCUGUCAUUCACCUGUCCAGGCUGUAUGCCUGACAUUCACCUGGCCAAGUUGUAUGCCUGUCAUUCACCUGUCCAGGUUGCACUCCUGUCAUUCACCUGUUCAGGUUGUACACCCGUCAUUCACCUAUCCAGGUUGUAUGCGUGUCAUUCACCUGUCCAGGUUGUACACCUGUCAUUCACCUGUUCAGGUUAUAUGACUGUCAUUCACCUGUCCAGGUUGUAUGCCUGUCAUCCACCUGUUCAGGUUAUGUGCCUGCCAUUCACCUGUCCAGGUUGUAUGCCUGACAUUCACCUGUCCAGGUUGUACACUUGUGGUUCACCUGUCCAUUUCUUCUAAUCUUUGGGACAUCUGGUCUGCUCUUUGUAGCCAGUAUACAUGUAAUUGUGGCAGGAAUAUUUAAUUUUUUCCUCACAUGGUUAAACCAUCUAAUGAACAACAUACUCAGAUCUUUACUUUUCUGAAAAGAUGGGAAAGAAAUGUAAUAUUCAGCUUUCAGCACUAUUAAAAUAUGUCCCAGAAAUUUAUAGAAGAAUCGGGGUGUAUAUUACAUAUGGUUGUAUGCCAGUCCAGUAGCCAAAGAGUCAUCCACCUUUGUAAUAACGGGUUCAACUGCUGAUAUUUUAAGAUGAGAAAACAGUAGCUGAGGUUAGGUCCAGUCAGUGGACCACAGUUGUCAGAUUGGGGCUGCAGGUAAAUGUACAGUGUAGGGUUAACAAUAUUUACAAAAAAUGAAUGAAAAUUAAUUAUGAGAGCAUAAUAUGCUGUGUAAAUGUAAUAUUUGACUUCAAUUUCCAGAUCCAACCACCUUGUGGUCAAGUAGAGAAUUGAUUGUUAAACUUGUAAAACGGCCAUUAUUUACAGUAAGUGAAUUGUGUUAUGAUACUGUUAACAGUACCCUUACAAAAUGUUUUCUAUGCAUAAUGUUUGUAAACAAAACAUGAACAGUAAAUUUAUAUAUGAACAUU